AUGUUCGCGUGCGUACAGUACACUGAAGACAAGGAGCGGGCAGUGCUGCCUGUGGAACUGGUCAGAGAUUUCCGUCCACGAAGUCCAGAUGACUUCAAGAAAGACAAUGUUGUGAUGGCGUAUUGGGCGGACGAGGAUGGAGGAGGUGAAAGCUUCUACCCGGCCAACGUCACUGCACUCGCGGACUCCCUUGAGGGCCUUGUCACCAAAUUAAAGACGUCACGGAGCUCAUUUCCCAGAGUGAUAUUGGGAAAGCUGAGCAAGGGCAACUUGGCUGAUGAAGGUUUGUCCAAGAGGGAGCAGAGGAAGAGGAAACGGGAAGCUUCCAGGAAAGAACUUGGAGAAAUAGUUAAAGCCUUCAAGCAAUCAGAGAACUCGGAACUGUGUCCCAUUAAUACACAUUUAUCUACGGUAACCUGUCUGCCGCUUUGUGCGACACAUUUGCUUCCAUAUUGCUUGCUUUUUCUUGUGGCAAGUUCAGUGACAAUAUUAUUUGCCUCUUCAGAUGAGAGUUUUGUCGCUGCAUCCAGCCCUGCACCUGAAGAGCCCAACCUAUUUGAAGUGGUAGAUGGGAAUGUGCAUCUUGGGCCAGGCAUUUCCAUCCCCGAGACAAAGCUGGCCUUUAUUAUGAAGGCUGGCCACGAGAUGAAGGUGGCCAGAGAGAUGGCACGAGUUUUUUGGACCACAAGCGAGCUGAAAAUUCGCUGCUUGACAGGGCAGCCCAGCCGGAGAACUCCAGAUAGCGUUGCAAAGCAGCAGGCAACGCCUAAUAAGAUCACUGCCAUAAUGAAUGUAGUGGAAAAAAUAAUAGCAGAGAAAGCAAGUGACGUCCCCAGAGGGAAGCGGCGAGCACAAGCGCGAAAGGCCAUCCGUGACCUGUUUGCCGAGACCGCUCGUCUAGGCCAGCGGACAAAAAGUGCCGUCUGA
Molecule: messenger RNA, 927 nt
Organism: Dermacentor silvarum
Lineage: Eukaryota; Metazoa; Arthropoda; Arachnida; Ixodida; Ixodidae
Exons: 6
Coding region: 1-927 (308 amino acids)
Biological process (GO): negative regulation of DNA-templated transcription
Molecular function (GO): DNA binding
Source: RefSeq, a predicted model, not a curated record